GCAGCAGCUAUCAGUCUACAGGCUUCUGUCAGUACACUCAGUAGUCUGCAGUCUGUAGUCUUUGUGGUGGAACGAAACUAAAAGCCCAUCGUUUCUGUCAAUGAGUGAAUUCAGACAGCAGACCCGUGCAGAAGUGACCGAGAGGAGCGCUUUGUUCGUGUGUGUAGUCGGUGUUCGGGGGGGUUCUCAGUGUUUCAGUCCUCCAGAGGAAAAGUGUUCAUCCCAAGGACGUUCACUACUAAAAGCUUGAGGAGCGCAAGACGGGGACAACGUGAUGAAUGCGAUCAGAGAUUAUUUCCCUCUCCUGCUUGUUUGUGUGGCGGCAGUGACGGACAAGAGCGCUGAAGCCUCUGCCUCUGAUGAUGGUCUAUCUAUCACCCCGGGUGGCACUCCAGGGAGCGGGGCCAGCAUGUACCCCACCACCCAGGACACGGGCAGGAGGCUCCCCGUUGUCACUACCGCCCCGCCUGUCAACGUCCCCAACCACCACCCACUCUACAGGAAUCCCCCCCAACGCCCUCAUGCUCAGCCAAAGUACUUUGAAGACAGCAAGUUAUCCAGCUCUCAGCCCACCUUCCCCUCCAGGCCAUCGGGGACUCCACUGGAUAACGGUGAUAAAAGGGCUUCAGACGAGAGUACUGAAACCUCCAACAUGCAAACAACCCUUGUAAUGCACGCAUUAGCAGCCACUUCUCACUCCAACACCCCUGUUCCAGUCACCAGCGUGGUUUUAAAAGAUCCAGAGCAUGCUGCCAGCCUCCCCUCUGCUGCAAGGGAGAAAGAUGUAGUGAGGUCAGAUGAGCCCAGCAGUGAUGAAGAGGAGACCACCACCAUCAUCACCACCAUGCAGAGUCCAGUUCCCUGCCAGCUGAACCUGACUGGCCCAGAGGGAUACAUAGAGGCUCCUCCACAGUCAAGCUCUGCUUUCCACUCCACUAUGGACUGCAGCUAUGUCAUCACUGUCUAUAUGGGCUAUGGAGUGGAGGUGCAGGUGAUGAACGUGAAUCUAUCAGAGGGAGACAAGGUGGUGUUUGAAGAUGUGGGCCACGGGGAGAACACCAUGCUGGCCAAUGAGUCCAUUUUGAUGAGGGGGUUGGUAAUACGGAGCCACAGCAAUCAGAUCUCUAUCCGCUUCCACAGCCAGAGGUCUCAGGUUGGAUCAUUCCUGCUCAGAUAUCAAGAUAACAGACAAGUGCCCUGCCCCGUGUGUCAGGAGUGUGCCAAAUGCACCUAUGUUCAUUUUGUACCCAGGCUCACCUGGUGCCCACGUGGCACACUUGGAUACUGGGAGGGGUUGAACAUUGGGAAGAAUGACCUAUUGACCUUUUAUGAUGGAGAUGACCUUACAGCUAAAGCACUGGGUCAGUAUGGAGGAUCAAAGUCCAGAUUUAAGCUCUACACCUCUACUGCAGACCUCACCAUCCAGUUCCAGUCUGACCCUGCCACCAACGUCUACGGCUACGGCAACGGCUUCAUAGCCCACUUCUUUGAAGUAGCUCGUAAUGACACCUGCCCUGAGCUCCCAGAGAUCUCUAAUGGCUGGAAGAGUACAUCUCACCCUGAGCUGGUUCAGGGCACCGUGGUGACCUACCAGUGUUACCCUAGUUAUCAGGUGGUGGGCGCCGAGCUGCUCAUGUGCCAAUGGGACCUCACCUGGAGCGGCGACCUACCCAGCUGUGAGAGAGUGGUGUCUUGCUCUGACCCUGGGAAGGUGGAGCACAGCAGGCGGGUGCUGUCAGGUCCCCAUUUCACCGUGGCUUCAACCAUCCAGUACAUCUGCAACAAGGGCUUCUCUCUGUCUGGAAACAGCCUGCUUACCUGCUUCAAUCGAGGGUCCUCAGGCCCCAAGUGGAACCAGAAGCUGCCUAGAUGUCUGCCUGAGAUUUUCGAGCCCUGCGGUCACCCAGGAACACCAACCUAUGGGAUCCCCAGCUCCAACAAGCUCCACUUCCAGGCGGGAGAGACCCUCCACUACUCCUGUCUGACCGCCCACCAGCUGCUGGGUGAGCCUGUUCUCCACUGUGUCCCUGGACACCCAUCCCAGUGGAGUGGGCUGCCACCUGUCUGCAAAGCUCACCCAGCGGAGCAUGAUGAGCACAGAUUAGAUGUGUCCACUGCAGACCUCAGAAUGGAGGGGGCCCAAGUAGCAUUUGCUGUCUUCAUCCCCAUCAUCCUCCUCCUCAUCUUCGUCAUUGGCAUCUACCUCUACUACUCAAAGCUUCAGAGGAAGCCACUGCAGCUCUCCCUGACCUCCAAUUUACCAUAUGAAAUCAUCCCUGGAGAACCUACCUUUGACAACUCAGUUUAUGAGACAACAAACAAUGAGGAAACAAGAGAAUACGAGGUUUCGAUCUGAAGACGCCAGAGUGUGUGUUUCAGUAUGGACAGAUAAGAAGCCUGCCGGCCUUUUGAACGUCUGUCAGACUCACACCUUUGGUGACUCCACCCCGUUCUCUGUACACUGAAUAUGAGCCUCCCUUUAUUUACCCAACAGAGGACACCACACUACCCCUGGAAAGGCUGGGCCACCGGAUUAUUUUUCUAGCUCUUCAACAGUACAGUCCAGCAGCAGCAGUGUGUACAGUUUUUAAACCUGUGCUCGCAUCCUGAGGACUUUCAGUGUAAAGUACCAUCUCAGAAAGCAGAGGGAAUCAAUGCGAAGCUUGUGCCAUUAAGUGCAUAUAACCACAGAUGUUACAUUGUGUUAUGUACAUUAUACACUAUAGGUCUCCUGUCACCAAUUAAAGAGCAAUGCUUGGAUUUA
This is a messenger RNA of Cottoperca gobio, 2764 nucleotides long. Its product is annotated as seizure protein 6 homolog. Bases 275 to 2356 code for a protein of 693 amino acids. The record is from RefSeq and is a predicted model, not a curated record. The transcript has 14 exons. Lineage: Eukaryota; Metazoa; Chordata; Actinopteri; Perciformes; Bovichtidae.